ACGUCAUCAACAAGAGACAAAAUAGGUUUCCAAAGGAAAGCCUUUUUAGAGAAAUACAGACCAUCUAAUUUAGCUUUUGGUACUAUUACCUGUGUUUAACGCAUUUCAUCUGAUAUGUAUAAUCACAUUUGUAAUUUGGGUGUACUAAUUUGCUAAAGUAUAGUGUAUUAACUAAUUAAUUAUUCGUCAGGAAAGUUUGAGCGACUCUGACUGUUUCUCAACUGUGCGAGGACCUCACUCGAAAACGAAACACACACGCCAGUAGCUCUGAAUUCUAAAAUAUAGCUAGCUAAAUGAUUACUUACUGCCGCAGAUAAUAAGGUGUAGUUAAACACAUAAUGGUAGACACAGAGGAAAGAGCCGUAGGUGGUGGUGGUGCCCUAUCAUCUACCAUGAACCCAGGUGGAAAGAACAAAGAGAAUGAGAAGAAGAAGAGGUCCCGUGUGAAACAGCUGCUUGCAGACGUGAAGAAGCAGGUGGACUUCUGGUUUGGGGAUGUCAACCUUCACAAGGACAGGUUUCUGAGACGACUCAUUGAAGAGUCACGAGAUGGAUAUGUUGAUAUAUCUGUUUUGACAUCCUUCAACCGAAUGAAAAAUCUGACAACUGAUUGCAAGUUGAUUGCAAGGGCACUGAAAAAUUCAUCUGUCGUUGAGGUCAACCUAGAGGGAACUAAAGUGCGACGKCAGCGUCCAAUUGGAGAGGAUCCGAAAGAUGUAGACAACCGAACAGUCUAUGUGGAGCUUCUGCCCAAGAAAGUAACACACGACUGGCUAGAACGAGUGUUUACCAAAUGUGGAAAUGUGGUUUACGUCAGUGUGCCGAGAUACAAAACCACGGGCCACUCCAAAGGGUUCGCCUUCAUUGAGUUUGAGACGAAAGAGGAAGCACAGAAAGCCAUAGAGAUGCUGAACAACCCUCCAGAGGACGCCCCCAGGAAACCUGGCAUCUUCCCCAAGACCAAGAACAGGAAGCCUAUCCCCGAUCCACCCACCCUGAACACCACACUAGACGAGGAAGAGGAAAAGAAAAGGAGRAAAAAGAAGAAGUCCAGGGGCAGCACCAAAGAGGACGCCCCGUCACAGGCAGAGACAACAGUGGGCGGGGCCAAAGAACAGGAAAUAGAAUCUGAGUCUAAGCCCUCUGACAGGAAGAGGAAAUGCACGGCYGAGGGUGCAGAGGUUGUAGCACCUGAGGGGGGCACAGAUAAGGCCCCGGCCAAAAGGCUAGAGAAGAAGAGACGGCGGUCCCAGGCAGGGGAAAGCUCAGAGAGUGACGUCCAGGGAGACAUGCCGGCCAAGCUGAGAAGGAUGAGCGAGGGGGAGGAGGGCAAGGUGAAGGAGGAAGACGAGGUGAAGGAGAGCGAUGGGAAAGAUUUGCCUGUCAAGGUUGAGGAGGAAGAGGAGGAGAAGAUGGACGACUCCCUGCUAAAAGCUAAGAGGAAGAGGAAGAAGAAGCACAAGGAGAGGGUGAAGAUUGGUGAAGAGGUCAUUCCUCUCCGGGUUCUCUCCAAGAAAGACUGGCUGAAGUUGAAGGUGGAGUAUCUGACCCUGCAGAAGAGGAGCAUGGGAGCUCUGAAGGCGUGCCUGACCAAGUUCCGCCACAAGGGGGCAGGAGAGAAAAUGGAGAUGGACACCAGUCUCCAACAGAAACAGACACCUCCUGAGGAGAGUAAGAAGGCAGGUGAAAAGGAGAGCCCCCUCGGCCCUCAGUUUGAGAGUGGCUGCAUCGUCAGGAUCACCCACACCAAACCGUUACCUGGCAGAAAAGUCAUCAAGGACGCUCUCUCUGAGGUGUCCCCAGUGGUGUAUGUGGACACCCUAGAGGGGGACGCCGAGGGUCACGUCCGCUUCAAGACUCCAGCAGAGGCCAAGGCCAUCAUUGACGCUCGCACCGAGCUGCAGAACAAACACAGCUGGCAGCUGGAGAUCCUCUCUGGCGACCACGAACAAAGGUACUGGCAGAAGAUCCUGGUGGACCGCCAAGCUAAGUUGAACCGGCCCAGAGACAAGAAACGGGGCACAGAGAAGCUCAUUUCCAAAGCCGAGAAAAUCAUCAUAGCCCGGGCCAAGGAGGCCACUAAGCACAUCCGCUUCAUGGAAGACUGAUCAAGACUGUCAAGUUCUACUGUGCGUCCUCUCUUUUCUGAAUCCUUUUCUGAAUCCUUUUCUUCCCUAAGAGUUUAUUGAAAUGUCGGCCAUUUUGUCAUUCCUAAAUAGUAUGAUGUUUUUGUUUUACUGUUCAUGAGUGGUACAAGCAGAGAGAAGCCAUGGUUUUAAAAUAGAAUUUUAAUAAGUCAUGGUAACGUUGUGUUUAUUUUUUAAACAGCCAUUCUGUCCAAUGUAGUUUCAGUUCCACUAACUGGAAAGUUAUGUAUGGCUGCUGUUCUACAAGCAGAAAGCAGCUGCAUUAUUUAAAUUGCGAAUAGAUUUGCUCACUAGUCUUCUUUGAUUGUGUUGUAGUGAGAGCUGCCCAGAUUUCAGUUAGGAAAUAUGAAUGUAUAUAUGCUGUACAUAGGAUUUCAAAACUUGCCCAGAGCUUUGCCCAUGAUCUGUUUUCUGUAACUUGUCAUGGCACCGAUAACCUUUUCUUUUUGAAGUAAUGUACCUAUUUUCUAAUUAAUAAAAAUACAUUUUGGUGGUUAAAGGCCCAGUGAAGU
Messenger RNA from Salvelinus sp. IW2-2015, 2659 nucleotides. It is a transcript of the gene larp7, whose product is annotated as La ribonucleoprotein 7, transcriptional regulator. Gene Ontology annotation, molecular function: RNA binding. The record is from RefSeq and is a predicted model, not a curated record. Gene Ontology annotation, cellular component: ribonucleoprotein complex; nucleus. Gene Ontology annotation, biological process: RNA processing. Lineage: Eukaryota; Metazoa; Chordata; Actinopteri; Salmoniformes; Salmonidae.